Phlebotomus argentipes is the source of this 2107-nucleotide messenger RNA. RefSeq names its product proteoglycan 4-like. The transcript has 2 exons. Gene Ontology annotation, cellular component: extracellular region. The record is from RefSeq and is a predicted model, not a curated record. The coding region runs from base 1 to 2040 and encodes 679 amino acids. NCBI's taxonomy places the organism in Eukaryota, Metazoa, Arthropoda, Insecta, Diptera, Psychodidae. Gene Ontology annotation, molecular function: chitin binding.
AUGAUUGCCAUCUCAGCGAAACUAGCCCUUGUGCUUAGUCUCCUUUUAGGAGUGGCGCAAUCCAGUGGGGACGAUUCUGUGUUCGGAAAGAUUGGCACAGUGCAGUAUCCCUGUCCGCAAGUUGGCUAUCAACGACUACCCCAUACAAACUCCUGUGAUAAAUACGUGCAAUGUCUUGGGGAGAAAGCCUUUGUCGUCAACUGUGGUCCAGGCUUGCACUUUCAAGCAUUUGAGGGCAAAUGCAUGAGUCCAGAAAAGGCUCAGUGUAAUAUCGAUCGUCUGCCAUGCCCACUCUACAACGAUCACAAGAACCCUGUUUACCUCAGCAGCAACAGGGACUGCAACAACUACUAUUUGUGCUACAAUAGCGUCGCAGUGCGCUUCCAAUGUUCUGAAGGCCUCAAUUUUGAUCCAUUUCGCUGGCAAUGCAGGAAACCGGACGAUACAAUUUGUGAUAAAGUCGACGUAACGUGCCCAACGGAAGGAAUUGUCUCACAUCCCCACCCAGAAUUCUGUGAUAGAUAUGUUGUGUGCUGGUAUGGGCAAGAUUAUGGAGUGAACUGUCCAAAUGGAUAUCAUUUUGAUAUAUAUGAGCGUAAGUGCAAGCCGGCAGAUCUAGCAACUUGCCACUUAGAAACAACCACAGAGGAACCAGAAACAACGACAACGGAAGAAACUACAGAGGAGCCCGAAGUCACGACAACAGAAGAGACUACAGAAGAACCGGAAAUAACGACAACAGAAGAAACUACAGAGGAGCCCGAAGUCACGACAACAGAGGAGCCCGAAAUCACGACAACAGAAGAGACUACAGAGGAACCCGAAGUCACGACAACAGAGGAGCCCGAAGUCACGACAACAGAGGAGCCCGAAGUCACGACAACAGAGGAACCCGAAGUCACGACAACAGAGGAGCCCGAAGUCACGACAACAGAAGAGACUACAGAGGAACCCGAAGUCACGACAACAGAGGAGCCCGAAGUCACGACAACAGAAGAGACUACAGAGGAACCCGAAGUCACGACAACAGAGGAGCCCGAAGUCACGACAACAGAGGAGCCCGAAGUCACGACAACAGAAGAGAGUACAGAGGAACCGGAAAUAACGACAACAGAAGAGACUACAGAGGAACCCGAAGUCACGACAACAGAGGAGCCCGAAGUCACGACAACAGAAGAGACUACAGAGGAACCCGAAGUCACGACAACAGAGGAGCCCGAAGUCACGACAACAGAGGAGCCCGAAGUCACGACAACAGAAGAGACUACAGAGGAACCGGAAACAACGACAACAGAAGAGACUACAGAGGAGCCCGAAGUCACGACAACAGAAGAGACUACAGAGGAGCCCGAAGUCACGACAACUGAAGAGACUACAGAGGAGCCUGAAGUCACGACUACAGAGGAACCCGAAGUCACGACAACAGAAGAGACUACAGAGGAACCAGAAGUCACGACAACAGAAGAGAUUACAAAGGAGCCCGAAGUCACGACAACGGAAGAGACUACAGAGGAGCCCGAAGUCACGACAACAGAAGAGACUACAGAGGAGCCCGAAGUCACGACAACAGAAGAGACUACAGAGGAGCCCGAAGUCACGACAACAGAAGAGACUACAGAGGAGCCCGAAGUCACGACUACAGAGGAGCCCGAAGUCACGACAACAGAAGAGACUACAGAGGAACCCGAAGUCACGACAACAGAAGAGAUUACAAAGGAGCCCGAAGUCACGACAACGGAAGAGACUACAGAGGAACCAGAAGUCACGACAACAGAAGAGACUACAAAGGAGCCCGAAGUCACGACAACGGAAGAGACUACAGAGGAGACAACGGACGUAACUCAUCCUACCACUCCUGAAUGGGAUAUUGGUCAAGUGAAAUGUGGAAUUGGUUACUACCGAAAGAAGCAUCCGUCUGGAGAUUGUACAAAGUACAUUCGCUGCUAUUGGGGCACUGCCAGUGAGCAUUCAUGCCCGAAGGGACAAAUCUUCUACUCAUUGCUGCAAAUUUGUCUACCUGGCAAUGCUGACAAAUGCUAAUUGAAAACGAAAAAAGAAUUUAGCGACUAAGAGUAUCUUGAAAUGUUUUUUUACGAGAUAAUAAAUA